Bipolaris maydis ATCC 48331 is the source of this 384-nucleotide messenger RNA. NCBI's taxonomy places the organism in Eukaryota, Fungi, Ascomycota, Dothideomycetes, Pleosporales, Pleosporaceae. The record is from RefSeq and is a predicted model, not a curated record.
AUGGCCCAUCAUUUUGAUGCUGUUGCUGCUGAUGAUGAUGAGCAUGAUGCUGCUGCAAAAGACGCACAACUAGCGCGCACACAAACAGCGACAAAACAUUACUCUGUUUUCCAUCCACACAGGAACACCAUCCCUGUCCACCUUGUCUCUGUCCCCAGUCGUGCACUCGCCAUCUUGAUCCUCGAGCUGAACUGGCGAGGGCGAAGCUGCCUGUCAUGGCUGCCACGGCUGGCCUCGACCCCGACCUCGACCUCGACCUCGACCUCGACCUCAUCCCACAUCCCACCCUGUGUCAGUAGUCAGGAACGCAAUCCUCUCAGCGCCGCCUUGGCCUCCUUUGCACGCCACGAGUCGCGUCUCGCACUUCGCCUUUCCACGCGCUGA